UGACGUUUGGAACACAAACGGUCGGUUUUGUUCAACGGGUUAGAGUUCUAUUUGAAAAAGUAGAGCACUUAGCUGCUUUUUUCUUUUAUUUAUGACAUAACUAAGGUUUUAUUUCACGCUUUAACCGUCGGACUACGUUACGAUGGUUGCGGCGGCUCGAAAGGAACGUGGUUUGGACUCUGAGAGAAGUCAUGUUAGCCUAAUUAGCAUCCAGACUGGCUUUUGUGAAAGUGCCCGGUGGCAUUUUUGAGGAAAAUGAAGAGGAAAGUGUCGAGAUUAAGAUUGAGUCCCAACGAAGAGGCUCGUGUGAUACGCGAGGAGCUUGACAGGCGGAGGAAACUCCGGAUCCAGCAGGUGCGGGAGCAGCAGCGGCAGAUCGCGCUGCAGAUCCGGCGGGACGUGGAGCAGCGCCGGCAGCAGGAGCUGCAGCAGCUGGAGGAGCAGCUGAGGGAGGACUGGGAGAGGCGUCAGAGGGAGAAGCUGCACACGCUGCAGAGUUUGUAUCUGGAGAGCCUGCAGCUCAUCGGCCAGAGCCACAGGAGCGCCACGGAAACCGAAGCUCAGCUGGCAGCUGCAGCUCAGGGGGAGGAGGAGCAUCAUGCCAAAGCAGAGGAGCGUUACCGUGAAGCUCUGAAGGAACUCAAGAUCCAAAAGACUAAAGAGCAGGAGAGACAGAAACGAUCCAUCAAUGCGAGGAAGAAGGCGCUGCAGACGGAGAAGGAACGAUCAGCAAAAGUGGCCAGACUCCCGCCGCCUCCGCCUGAUCCCUUCCAGGACAUCGAUCCCAGGAAGUCCCACAUGGUGAGGAGGUCGGAUCUGAACGCCUUCGCUGCCACACGCUACCACAUGCCAGAGAGCGCCGUGGCGAAGGAGCCGGAGGAGCUGCAGCCUGACGCCAGACUGGAAGCUGACCUGGAGACCAGGAGGCUGCAGGAUCUCCAGAGAGAGGAGGAGAGGAGGAGGGAGGAGCAGCUGGAGAAGGCCCGGGUCAGAGGGAGGCAGGCCCUGAGGAGGGAGCAGCUGGAGCACGACCGGGAUCGCCUCCUGGUGGAGUUGCAGCACCUGCAGCAGACGGAUCUGCUGCGGCGGAGGCAGCAGGUGUCCCGGAUGCCGCCACAGAUCUUCCAGCCUCUCUACCAGAGGCAGGAGGCCAGGGAGGAACUCCAGAGGGAGCUGGAGUUCGCCUUCGAGGACAUGUACACCGGAGAGAGACGGGUUAAAGGUGACCUGGUGGUCCAGCUGGUACCGGAGCCUCUCCCAGCCUCAUCCAGCUCCGGCCAGGACCUGGACCUGGAUCAGGACUUGGAUGUCACUGUGGAUGAAAAUGCCGAGCCCAAAGCAGAAAAUAUUCAGAAUGACUUUGGGGACGAAGUUGAAGGCGGAGAGCAGGAAGCAGCAGAUGGCGCAACUCCUCCCAGACAGGCGCUCCGGAGACUCCUGGAUCGGAUCCGGAACCAAAGGACCGACUGGAUCAACGGCCGCAGCCGAGAUCCUGCAGCGGAUUCUCUGUCUGUCGACACAGAGCUGAUCCCAGAGCGAGACCUGAGCAUCGAAACCGGAUCUCUGACCCCCGAGCCGCUCAGUGAGCCCCCAGCACCGAAACCAGCAGAACCGCCACGCGCAGCAGAACGUUCACUCCCUGCUGAUUUUCUGAGCAGAAUCCAGGAAGCCGAAGAAGAACGGAAGAAGCGGGAAGCGGAGCUGGAGGUGGAGAAGCAGCAGCAGGUUGCUCUCCUCCAGGAGCUGGAGGAGCAAAAAGCUGAGCUGGAGCAGAUGCUGCAGGAGGCUCAGAGGGAGCGGGAGCAGCUGAGAGCUGCUGCCCAGCAGGAGGCGCUGCUCCUCCAACCACAGGUUCCUGUCCAGGACCGCUCCCCGAUCAGCUUAACCUCUGAGGAAGAAGCGGCGGCUUCUGCAGAGGAAGACGUGUCCACCAUGCGGCUCCGACGGUACCAGCAGCGCCUGCUGGAGCAGAACAGGAUUCACCAGAGAUCCGUGGAAGUGGCCCGGCAGCGGCUGGAGGAAUACCAGCGAGCUCUCCGGAUCCGCCACAACCUGACCGCCGCCUCGCUGAGGACUCCCGUUCACCCUGUGCUCCUCGCUCCCCCGUCUGAAAGUCACCCUUCAGACGUGUCACUUCCUGCUUCCAGCAGCAGCGGCGGCUCCAGCGUACCGUCGGAUCCGUCCACUACGAACCGGUUCAGCUCACCAGACGCUGCUCCGCUCGCCGACAGCCGGAGCGAACCGGAGCGAGUAGCGAAGCGUCUGCCGGACAGACCGAGAGCCUCGCCGCCCGCUGCCAUGCCGUACCGACCCGACGCCGGGUCAGCCGGCACCUCGGCCACCUUUGACCCGAUGACCCCGACCUCCAGAGAGGCGGACCGCAGGAGACGGGAGCUGCAGGAGGCCCAGAGGCGGGUGGUGGCGCAGAGGGCGGCGCUGGCGCUGCAGAAGGAGCAGCAAGAGGAGGAGAGGCGCAGAGCGGAGGAGGAGCUGCAGCGCAUGAGGAGGCAGAAGGAGGCGCUGCAGGCUCUGAUCGACGCCGAUGGACGAAGCGGUUCUGAUUCUCCCAGUGAAUCUUGGGACCCGCAGGAAGCCGAGCGGAAACGGCUGCAGCUGCUGGCAACGCUGCUGAGAGCCAUCGAAGAGUCGCAUGGAGGACGUCUGUCCCACUUAGAGGAGCCGGAGGACGGAGACGAUUCCCUUCAGCCCCGUCUCACAGGAACAGCUCCUCCGGUUCCGAGCGUCGUUCCUCCAGAACCUUCUGGACUCCUCCAUCCUCCACGGACGCAGAAGCCUCCAGUGACCCGGGUCAAACUGGGUUUCAAGUGGAUGAUUCCUCAACAACAUGAGCUCAGCGCCAUCCAAGAGGUGGACACUCCAGUCAACACGAGUCGGGUUACAGGUUCUAGGCCUCAGUCUGCCGGGAGACGGGUCGCCUUUCCGGGCCCAGAAGACGACGUUCCUUCCAUCCCGGCGGACUUCCCGUGUCGUUCUGCCAGGAGACGAGUCGUCUUUUCAGACACCGAAGACGACACGCGUUCCCCCUCCGACGGUUCAGUCCAUGACACCAGACAGUCUGGGUCUGUGUCCAGCUGGAGAGCGGACUCUGCUGGGAGAUGGGUCGCCUCUUCAGGCCUGGAGGACGGCGUUCCUUCACGCCUAUCAGAUGUUAACCUGCAGGAUGGUUCUGGUCGGGGCCGGGUCGGGUCGGAGACCUCCUGCCGUCCUCCCUGGAGGGAGCGACUGCUGUCUGGAGCAGCAAUGACUCCAGAGUCGUCCGAUUCCGAUUCAGCCAUGAAAGCGACGUCACCGCCUUGUUCUGAUUCUGGAAGAGGAGCCGACUCGCUCGGUCCUGCAGCUCUGAGCUCCAGAUCCCCCUCAGAGCCUCCCUGCAGGUCCUACGGCUCCGACAUCCUUUCCUCCACCACCAUCUCCAGCGGCAGCUACGUCUCCACCGACCCAGAGAGAAGCGUCGAUCCUCGGCUCUUCGACCCAACUGGACCGGGUUCUGGUGGCGUUUCCUGUGCGGGUUUCCGGGACUCGGCCGGUCCGCCUGUCGACUCUGUGUUUAAUGACAGCAUCAUCCAGCGCAUCAUUGAUAAAUACACCAGAGAGCUCAAUGUCUCGCUCGGCGCCGCAGGAACGACUUCAGGUCCAGAUCCGGAUCCCUCGCCGCCUACCCGCCUCCGGCCCGGUUCUGGAACAAUAAAAACUCUGCUGUUGCUCUCAGACAGCGACGCUCCGCAGGAGUCCGGCUCUUCGCUCUCUCGGCCGUCCAGUAUGGAGGACGAGACCUCGGCUCGUCGGGACGUCCGGCGCCGCCCAGCGGCCGGUCAGGACCCGAACCCGGAGCAGGCGACCCCGGGUCAUCCCGGCUUGGAGCGUUUCUGGCCCGUCGACCCGGAGCGGAACCCGUCCUGCUUGGCUCCGGAGAGGCUGUCGGUUCUGGAGCGGUUGGUCGGCCAGCCGUCGGCUCAUUCCUCCAUGAUCGGUGCCAGGCCCGGUCCGCCAGAUCGCAGCGGCGGCUGGGACUCCACUCUGAGCCGGAUGAUCGGCCGCCUGUCCCAACAGUCCGACGAUCCGGGUCGGGGUUUCUGCGCUGGUCAAGACGCGUCGGAACCGUCCUGGUCGGAUGAGCUACCGGAGGAGACCCGGAUGAGGGUUCUGGUGGGAGAGCCGCAGGUCUCUGCCGAUCAGAACAGUGGAAGCUCCGGUGAACGAAGUUCUGCAUCUGAGUCCAGAGAACCAUCAUGGCUGCCGCGCCGCCUGGCUCAGAGUCCGCCCGCCUCGAACCCGGUGCUGCAGAACCGAGCCGGUCUGGAGGAACUGGACCCGCACGGCGCCGCUGAUUCGUUCCACCGGCUGCAUCCAGAAAUCACCUACAACGAAACCGCUGACCCCUCUAUGAACUUUCACCUUCCUGACCUCAACACGUCAGACGAUUCGUCGCUGGAGCAGCUGAGAGCGGAGGAGCCGGGCGGCCGCAGAGAAGUCCAGGAGUCCUUCUCCCGGCUCGUCAUCUCCGAAUGCGUCCAGCAGGACUCUGUCCUGACGCCGCCCAGCGGAUCCCCCGCCGCCCUGGGGACGCCGCCCCUUGAGUCCCCCGCCGCCCUGGGGACGCCGCCCCCUGAGUCCCCCGCCGCCCUGGGGACGCCACCCCCUGAGUCCCCCGCCGCCCUGGGGACGCCACCCCCUGAGUCCCUCGCCGCCCCGGAGACGCCGCCCAGCGGGUGCGGGGAAGCGUCCGCUCUGGGCUCGGCAGAAUCCUCCAGAGUUUCGGUCUCAGGCGGUGAACGCCAGGAGGAUUUCUCCAGCUCAGAAAUCACACCGGAGUCCGACGGGGAGCAGGGCAUCCUGGAGCAAUCCCAGAUCACCUUGGUGAGUCUGACGGACACGACGCUCCAGGACGCGGUCGCCACGGACGACGAGGACCUGCGGGACGACGAGGACCUGCGGGACGGCGAGGACCUGCGGGACGGUGAGGACCUGCGGGACGACGAGGACCUGCGGGACGGCGAGGACCUGCGGGACGGCGAGGACCUGCGGGACGGCGAGGACCUGCGGGACGGCGAGGACCUGCGGGACGGCGAGGACCUGCGGGACGGCGAGGACCUGCGGGACGGCGACGGUCCAGACAGCAUCACCGCUGGACAGGAAACCAUGGAAACGGAGCCAAUAGAGGGGGCUGAAUCCACGUUGGCUCAUCAGGCGCCAUCAGCGUCCCUCCUGGAGUUCCUCUGGAGUCCCAGCAGGGACCUGCAGGACGUCUUCCAGCGGCGCCGCCGGGCUCUCAUGCUGCGGUCCGACCGCCGCGUUCAGGAGAUCAAAGCCAAGCGGGCCGCCGCCAGGAACGGACCCCCCGGUCGGGUUCCGGUUGAAGGACCGGACCCGGGUAGAGCCGCGGUCCAGUCCGUCCCCAGGAAGGAGGCGACAGAGUCCCAGAGUAUGACGGAGGACAGGAAGAGAGCAGAGAGGAAGCUCCGCCCACUUCCACCAGGUCACCGCUCCGGUCCUCAGAUCGGAGCCGAUGUUCGGAUCAGCGAUCCGGAUCAGAGGAAGCGGAACCUGUCAGAGAUGCACCAGCGGACCCAGAGGCUGUACGAGCAGCUGGAGGAGGUGAAGCAGCAGCGAGCGGCCCGCAGCCGGCAGGAGGACUGGGCCAGGAACCGGCUGAGGGCCAAGGAGUUCCACAGGGUAGGAGCGUUUCGCCUCCGGGUUCCUGCAGCAGCAGAACCGCAGCUCACUCUGAUUUCCCUCCACAGAAAACGCUGCAGAAGCUCCGAGCCAAACAGACGCCGACGUUUUAAUUUAUCACCUUUAUUUAAUAAAAACUCGAGAUUGUUUUAA
Messenger RNA from Poeciliopsis prolifica (blackstripe livebearer), 5847 nucleotides. It is a transcript of the gene cep295, whose product is annotated as centrosomal protein 295. Gene Ontology annotation, cellular component: cytosol; centriole; centrosome. The record is from RefSeq and is a predicted model, not a curated record. The transcript has 28 exons. Gene Ontology annotation, biological process: regulation of centriole replication. Lineage: Eukaryota; Metazoa; Chordata; Actinopteri; Cyprinodontiformes; Poeciliidae. The coding region runs from base 256 to 5847 and encodes 1863 amino acids.